AUGAUCCUCAGUCUUCAUGCCGCUUUGAGCUGGUCUUGUCAAGGAGGAGGCACCAAUUCCUUAUUGGGUGCCUUUGCUAGCGCUGGUCAAUGUGAGAUGUGGAUUGGAGGGGUAGUCUGUUGCUUAAAUAAUGACAAGUCCAAAAUCAUUGCGUACAAAGCUUCAUCUACUAAAGCACAGCAAAUUUUUCAACUUGGAGGUGCUGUGAUUGGUAUUAUGAAGCAUCCCAAUAUUUGGACAUAUGAAGCCCAAGCUUCCUGGGACCGUGGGGCACAAACCGGUUGGAAAUGGACAUCUAAAUCCCGUUCAUCGUUUGAUCACAAAGCUCAGCGGAUUUGA
Messenger RNA from Melampsora larici-populina 98AG31, 339 nucleotides. RefSeq lists its product as uncharacterized. Lineage: Eukaryota; Fungi; Basidiomycota; Pucciniomycetes; Pucciniales; Melampsoraceae. The transcript is spliced from 4 exons. The coding region runs from base 1 to 339 and encodes 112 amino acids. The record is from RefSeq and is a predicted model, not a curated record.